This is a messenger RNA of Staurois parvus, 408 nucleotides long. NCBI's taxonomy places the organism in Eukaryota, Metazoa, Chordata, Amphibia, Anura, Ranidae. The record is from the annotation of a GenBank genome assembly.
ACAGACUGCUUCUACAAACAUUUUGAAAGACUGUGCAACAAGUCCAUCCUUGAAGUUUUCUUGCUACUAAAUAUUCCACGGUCAACUGUUAGUGGUAUUAUAACAAAGUGGAAGCAACUGGGAACAACAGCAACUCGGCUACGAAGUGGUAGGCCACGUAAAAUGAUAGAGUGGGGUCAGAGCAUGCUGAAGGGCACAGUGAGCAGAAGUCGCCAACUGUCUGCAGAGUCAAUAGACCAUCAAAAAUAUCUCCAAACUUCAUGUGGCCUUCAGAUUAGCACAACAACAGUGCGUAUAGAGAUUCAUGGAAUGGGUUUCCAUGGCCGAGCAGCUGCAUCCAAGCCUUACAUUACCAAGUGCAAUGCAAAACUUUGGAUGCAGUUCCGUAAAGCACACUGCCACUUUACU